Messenger RNA from Aegilops tauschii subsp. strangulata, 594 nucleotides. The record is from RefSeq and is a predicted model, not a curated record. NCBI's taxonomy places the organism in Eukaryota, Viridiplantae, Streptophyta, Magnoliopsida, Poales, Poaceae.
AUUACUCUCUGCAAUUACAAGAAUAAAGCUAGAUGUGCCUAUGAGUUGUAGGCUGAUUGGUUCGUGCAUUUAGAAAACUUCAUGAUUUAUGUGCCUGUGUUUGUAGGCUGAGAAUGGGAGGAGAACUACGAGGAGAAACAAACUAGAAUUGGGAGAAUGCUUAUGAGAGCAAACCUUGUAGUCGAGAGGCAUGCCAGCAAGAUUUGUACAAGAGCAACGUUCGAACAGUUUGGGCACAUACUGAACGAGUGCGGGGCUUAUCAAGUUGAAGAGGUUGACAAACAUAGGACGUACAUUGCAAUCCAUAGUGAAGCAGAGAAGAGGGAGAAGUGGUGCAGGGCAUCUUACAAGGUUACAAUGCUUGAUGAGGGGAAUGAAUUCGAGUUCGAGUGUGGCCAGUUUGCACACGUGGGCCUGUUGUGCAGGCAUGUGUUGAAGGUUCUAGACUUCAUUAGAGCUAAAGAAAUACCAGUGAAACAUAUAGUGAAGAGGUGGAUGAAGGAUGCUCGAGAUAUAUUGCCAGCUCACCUGACACAGUACCAGAAAGACAGUAUAUAGAACAACACAUUCUCAUAUCGACACUUCACCGUGUAC